Xyrauchen texanus (razorback sucker) is the source of this 2877-nucleotide messenger RNA. Its product is annotated as tyrosine-protein kinase STYK1-like. Lineage: Eukaryota; Metazoa; Chordata; Actinopteri; Cypriniformes; Catostomidae. Gene Ontology annotation, molecular function: ATP binding; transmembrane receptor protein tyrosine kinase activity. The record is from RefSeq and is a predicted model, not a curated record. Gene Ontology annotation, biological process: positive regulation of kinase activity; multicellular organism development; protein phosphorylation. The transcript is spliced from 10 exons. Gene Ontology annotation, cellular component: signaling receptor complex. Bases 158 to 1345 code for a protein of 395 amino acids.
CUGAGGUGGAACAAGAGAUACAGUAUGUGACUUGUGUCUAUCAAAAACAGCCAGUGUUCUAAAAAGGCUUCUUACCAUCUCCGUUCUAGUAAGGUAAGGAUGCUGUGGACUCAUUGGUGUCUUCUCACAGUGUGGGAAAUGGUAAAGGGACAACUCUAUGGCAGUACAGAUGCAGUGCAACAGCUCCUUUGACCCAAUCUGUUAUGAGGAAGGAUCAGGCUCAUUGGCUGUCAUCAUUAUUCCAAGCUUGCUGGCUCUCAGCACACUGAUAGUUGUGUGUCAAAUAAUAUGGAGCUUCUUAACCAAAAGAUCAUCUGCUCGGGUGACCACAGGCUCGCCAACAAAUGUAAAUGAAGGGGAACUAGAACAACUGGGCACAAUCUCUGGGACUCUUCAGUCUGCACAGGAAGCACUUAGUCCAUGGGAGAUUCCUGCUCAGUGCACCCUUGAAGAGGUGGAGCUCUUUCAAAUGGGACACUAUGGACCCAUAUGCAAGGGUCAGCUAAAACAAGACAGCAUAUCCACUGCUGUAGUGAUUAAAAGUUUAAAAGACAGGUCAACUCAACAGGAGGCUAAAGAAUUUGUGGAUUUGGUCCUCUUCCUUGCAUCAGUAAGCAAACAUAAGAAUAUAGUGAAAAUGUUAUACUGCCAGACUCACCGGACACCCAUGUACCUGGUUUUGGAAGCAAGCAUUCCAGGGAACCUAUUACAUUUCCUUUGGAUUCUUCGAGGGGACAGUUCUGAGACAGUUGAUAACUUGCAAGGGUUUUCAGAGAGGUCUAUUUAUCUAGUAGCUAAACAGGUAGCAGCAGGUCUGGAUUACCUACACUCCUACCAUAGAGUUGUUCAUGGGGAUGUUGCAGCCCGAAACAUGUUGAUUAGUUCAGGGUUCUCUGUCAGAGUCUCUGGAUUGGACUUGGCUUUUCAGAGUCGACAAGCAAGGAUCAUUGACAACGAAAUGGAUGCCAAUGUCCCAUUAAAAUGGCAAGCCCCAGAACGGAUCAUGAGGUGUCCCCUAACAGACAGGAGUGAUGUAUGGUCCUUUGGAAUUCUGCUUUAUGAGCUCACAACCCUGGGCUCUCCUCCCUAUCCUGACCUGGAACCUUCAGAAAUGCUCCCUCAAACAUUAAGCCAUUACAGAAUGCAAAGACCAGAAAACUGUGGUGCUCCAUUAUAUGACCUAAUGAAGUACUGCUGUAUGUGGAAUUUCAAGGACCGGCCUGUGUAUUCUGCCAUUAUCAGACUUUUAGACUCUUACAUAUAUCUCGCUGACACAAGACCUCUUCGCUGUGGACAACAGAUAGAUAUCUGUGAAUACAGAAGGAAAGCAGGGCUGGCCCCAUGAGCUCUCCACAUUCAGAUAACAAUUUCUUAUUAAUACAGUUCAUUCACAAUUGCACAAUUGAUUCAGUUCUAAUAAGACUGACAUUUCAUAUUAAGCAACUGUAAUUUGUAUCCUGUGCUCUGAUCAUGUCAUUACGGCCGAAACAUCAAUAAUGGUCUUCCGAAUUUUCGGAACUAUUAAAGAUGACGAGAUGAACAAAGAGUAAUGGCCAAUAGCGCAGUGGCCUUUAGUGGUGAACUGAGAUUAACUGCUUGAGAAAUUGGAACGGUAUGUUCUCGUUUACACAUGACACUAGUCAAUCAAACAUUAAAAACUAUACAAAUUAAAUAAGUUAAAAUUGUGGUUACUUUAUGACUAGGAUCUGCCUUAAAAAAAUCGAAGGUAACAAGUUUCCAUCCUACUCUGAGACCAAAAACAUGUUUAGUACGUUUUUGUGACGGCAGCAGCAACUGUUGUAACCAGGGGUUAAAGGGGAUCACCCCCCAAAAAAUAAAUAAAUAAAUAAACUUCUUCCAUCAUUUCAGAUGUGUAUAAUUUCUUUUUUCUGCUGGAGGGUACAUUUUGAGAAUGAUAAACACAACACACAAUGCUUUUCAAUGAAAAUCUUCUGUAUACUAUUAGCUCCUCAUCCUCGGUUCUUCUUCAUCUCUCUCGCCCACACCACGUGUUGUGUAGUAGACACUGACACUGAGAAGUAUAUUUCAGCUCUGUUGGUCCUCACAAUGCAAGUGAAAGGUUCCCAAAAUUAUGAAGCUCGAAAAGCACAUAAAGGUAGAAUUAAAGUUAUCCAUACGACUCCAGUGGUUAAAUCCACACCUUCAGAAGCGAUAUGAUAGGCGUGAGUGAGAAACAAAUCAGUAUUUAUGUCUUUUUUAACUAUCAAUCUCCACUUUCAAAUUCUUCUUCUUUUGUUUAUGCCAAUUCACAUUCUUUGUGCAUAUCGCCACCUGCUGGGCAGGGAGGAUAAUUUAUAGUAAAAAAAAGACUCAACUGAUCUAUAAGAAAUGGAUUUAACCAAGUCAUGUGGAUUACUUUUAUACUGAAAGAAAGUCAUACACAUCUGGGAUGGUAUUAGGGUAAUGAUAAUGAUGAACGAUGAGAGAAUUUCCAUUUUGGGGUGAACUAACCCUUUAAAGUACAGAGAAUGCAUGUACUUACAGGCGUGCAGUCAAAAUGUUACUAUUAAUUAAAAUUCUAAGUAUUUAGACCAAAUAACAGGUGAUCAUUUGAAAAGUAAAUCCCUAAGUAUUGUACUUGAGUAUUACAAAUUCUGUUAAAUUAAAUUAAAUUAAAUUCAGCAGCAUUUAAUUCAUAGUGGUUUCAUACAGUAUUUGAGUAUGCCUGUAGUUGUUGUCGACUGACCCUUGACCAUUACAAGCAAGUCAAGUUCAUUCAUCUUCAACGAUGGCUGAAAUAUUUUACUUCAGAUCGAAAACUGUAUUUUGGUGACUGAUGAAAUAUCUCUUCACAAGAACAAAUCAGUAACCAAUUACAUUUUACUCAUUGGAUUUCAAUGGCUUUUUAAAAAAGUG